AUUGCCGUAGUCAUUGUUUGCAAUCUGCCGGACGAUUACUGUUGAUCGGAAAGUAUAUAACACGUACGGAAACGGCAGCGGAGCAUUUCCCUCCGUUUCCGUUUUCUUUUUCAAUACAUCCUCAUCACCAUCAGGAAGUAUAUAAAACGUACGAAAACGGCGGCGGAGCAUUUCCGUUUUCUUUCUUCCAUACAUCCCAUAACCGUCGUCGUCAUUCGUCAUCCGGCGGAGGAUCGGGGAGGCAUAUAAAACGCACGAAAACGGCAGCGGAGCAUUUCCCUCCGUUUUCGUAUUCUUUGUUCCACACAUUCCCAUGAUCGUCACUCUUCGCCAUGUUCACUUUCCUCAAUUUUCAUCUCCAGCAGUGUAUCGUUUUAGCAACAAUCCAAAGGUUGGCAUUUCAUAGCACACACGGGAGAUCUUUGUGGAUGAAAUGAUGAGGAAGUCAUUGAGGACUACUGUUGUUGUUCUGUUGUUCAAAAUCAAAUCAAGAAGGCUACUUUUUGUUGGUGCUAUUCUAACAGUUGUUAGUGCCAUAUUUCAAAUUUAUACACUUUCUUACCCAUUGACAGGGUGGUGUUUCCACCCUCUAGUGGAAGUUUCACCCACUAAGAACUUGAAUCAUGAGAGGCAUUUGGAGGAAAAUAUAAAGGUUGACCAUUUGGAGGCUAUUCAACAUUUCCAGUCAGUUGUUCCACAGAAUUGUUCUGCUGAUCAGGAUCCAUUAAAGAAAUCUUCAACAAGAGCCAAAAAGACCGCUCAUGUGAGAAAGCGAACAAGACAUUUAGAGCCUCCUUCUGCACCUUCUUUACUUCCUGGUAGAAAUGUGUCUAAUCACCUGCUGAGAUAUAUUGAGUCAUUGUCACCUGAUGAGGGACUUGCAUAUGCUAAAAAGGAGAUUGAGAAAGCCCCCUUGGUUGUUGAUGAUCCAGACUUGUAUGCCCCUCUAUUCAGGAAUGUUUCUGUAUUUAAGAGGAGCUAUGAGUUAAUGGAGCUUAUACUUAGAGUUUACAUUUACCAAGAAGGAAAGAGGCCUAUUUUCCAUGAACCUUAUCUUCGAGGAAUUUAUUCAUCUGAGGGAUGGUUCAUGAAACAUAUGGAGGAAAACUGGCAAUUUAUUACAAAGGACCCAAAAAAGGCUCACCUAUUCUAUCUUCCAUACAGUGCAAAGCAGUUACAGAGAGCACUUUAUGUUCGUAACUCACAUAACCUUAGGCCUUUGUCAUUAUUUCUACGGGAUCAUGUGAACAUGCUUGCUGCGAAGUAUCCUUUCUGGAACCACACUCGUGGAUCAGAUCACUUUCUGGUAGCUUGCCAUGAUUGGGGGCCUUAUACUUUGAUGGAUCAUGAGGAGCUCCUUAAAAAUACAAUAAAAGCUCUCUGUAAUGCUGAUCUUUCUGAAGGAAUAUUUGCUGCUGGGAAGGAUGUUUCCUUGCCAGAAACCACCAUAAGGAAUCCCAAAAGGCCUCUCAGGAAUGUUGGUGGAAAAAGAGUGUCACAACGCCUGAUCCUUGCCUUUUUUGCUGGACGCACGCAUGGCAGGGUUCGUCCCAGACUUAUAAAGUACUGGAGUGAUAAAGAUGAAGACAUGAGGAUAUAUGCAGCUUUACCUAACAGAGUGUCAAAGAUAAUGAGUUAUCCUGAACAUAUGAAAUCAAGUAAAUAUUGCAUAUGUCCUAUGGGUUUUGAAGUGAAUAGCCCGAGGAUUGUUGAGGCGAUAUAUUAUGAGUGUGUCCCAGUGGUAAUUGCUGAUAAUUUUUCCCUUCCAUUCAACGAAGUACUUAACUGGAGUGCAUUUUCAGUGCAUGUUGCCGAGAAAGAUAUUCCAAAACUGAAAGAGAUUCUAUUAGCUAUUCCGAUGAGACAAUAUCUUACCAUGCAGACUAAUAUCAAAAAGUUGCAGAAGCAUUUCCUCUGGAACUCAAGGCCAACUAGAUUUGAUUUAUUCCAUAUGAUUCUGCAUUCACUCUGGCUUAGCAGGCUGAACCAGUUUCAGAUACCAGAGCAAUCUUAAUAUUGGUUAGCUCUUCUGCCUGAUAUAACUGGGUAUGGAUGUGAGCCAGUUAUAUUUUGGCAUGGCUGAUAUCUACACAGUUAAGGAAGAGCUUCUUUAUUAGGGAAAGGGUAAUCAAUUUACUUAGGUCGGGUUAAAACCUGUCCAAGAGGGCUAGAGUCUGCCUUGAGUUUGGUGUCUGAAAGAAAAUAUUGCCAUAUUGAUGUGCACCGUGGACAUUGUUUGAUUGGUGCCAGUAGUUGCCUUAUGUUGGAUUGUUGGUUGGUUCUCUUCAUUUUUGCCACCUUUAAUUCAAAUGAUCUCAGGAGGCAGUGGCAUUCUGCAUGCUUGCCUGGGAGGACAACAUGCUGGACUGUUAAAGCAUUCAUCUAAAGUACUGAGGAUUUAUCAGAUCGCCCAUGGUCUUACCAAAAUCCUUGAUUCUUCUGUACUUCGGAAAAGUGUUGAGAAAAGGUUAGGUGUGUUGAAGAUAUGCAGCCUAAUAUACUACAUCAGUAACUUACCAGACGAAUCAGCAUUCAGUAUGUUAAUUUGUACUAUUUUACAGUAUCCGUGUUUUUAUCAUUUUGUGUGAUCAACUUGCAAAGAGCGUGAUGGGGGGAUUUUAUUUUAUUUUAUUUUAUUGAGACAAGAUUCAGAGCAACAUGCUGGUUAUUCUUUUGCCACUUAGGGAGCAUUUAAAGAGCACUUUCUUGGUGUCUGAUUUUUAUAGAUUGCAAACUUUAAUUUACCAAACUGCUAGGACAGAUAGCUGCACAGUGUAUCAAUGUACAUACAGAAGACUACUAGUUCUCUAAGCUAGUGCAUCAAAGGAGAAUGAAUUCUCAUUUUAGCUGUGUACUACAUCCCCUUUCUCCCCCAUUGAAUUAAUAUAUUAUAUGCUUAUGUAUUU
This is a messenger RNA of Ipomoea triloba (trilobed morning glory), 2906 nucleotides long. Its product is annotated as probable glycosyltransferase At5g03795. Gene Ontology annotation, molecular function: glycosyltransferase activity. Lineage: Eukaryota; Viridiplantae; Streptophyta; Magnoliopsida; Solanales; Convolvulaceae. Bases 434 to 2014 code for a protein of 526 amino acids. The record is from RefSeq and is a predicted model, not a curated record. The transcript is spliced from 7 exons.